Molecule: messenger RNA, 741 nt
Organism: Prunus armeniaca (apricot)
Lineage: Eukaryota; Viridiplantae; Streptophyta; Magnoliopsida; Rosales; Rosaceae
Source: the annotation of a GenBank genome assembly
AUGCCCAUCGUAAGGUUUCCGAGCCACACAGACAUGAACUUCACCACCAUUGUUGUUCAGCAUGAUGUCGCUGGCUUGGAGGUUAGAACAAAGGAAGGAGAUUGGAUUAAUGUUGAGUGCAAACCCUCACAAGUACAGUUCGUAUUGUCCAAGUCAAAUAAUCCAUGCCCCAGUCUUGAAUCACAAAUUCCUCUGAGAAACAUGACCAAAAAUGUCCAAAACAGAACAGUUGUUUGGGUGGCCAACAGAGACACCCCACUUUCAAAUUCAUCAGGAGCUCUUUUGAUGACUAGUGAACAUGGAAACAUUGUCCUUCUUGAUCCAUCUGGAAAUGUCACUUGGUCCUCCAAUCACACCCAAGUUUUGAGACCAAAUGUCCUGCUUUUGGAUAUAGGCAAUCUUGUGAUCAAAGAAGGAACCGAAGACAGCCAAACAUUUUUCUGGCAGAGCUUUGAUUAUCCCACACACAUUCUGCUUCCGGAUAUGAAGCUUGGAUGGAAGUUGAGCACAGGUUUAAACAGGUACUUGACCUCGUGGAAAAGCACAGAGGACCCGUCAACAGGGGGCUUUUCUAUCAAACUAGAUCACCAUGGCUUCCCGGAGAUUUUCCUUCGGGACAAACAUGUUAAAAACUUUCGAACCGGCCCCUGGAAUGGGAUGAUAUUUAGUGGUGCCCCGGAAAUGUGUGCUUCGAAGCAUGGUGUCGAUUUCAACUUCGUUACGAAACAAGAUGAGGUCUAA